This is a messenger RNA of Xiphophorus maculatus (southern platyfish), 2387 nucleotides long. RefSeq names its product WNT1 inducible signaling pathway protein 3 (gene ccn6). The record is from RefSeq and is a predicted model, not a curated record. The transcript is spliced from 5 exons. Gene Ontology annotation, cellular component: extracellular region; extracellular matrix. Lineage: Eukaryota; Metazoa; Chordata; Actinopteri; Cyprinodontiformes; Poeciliidae. Gene Ontology annotation, biological process: signal transduction; cell adhesion. Bases 79 to 1098 code for a protein of 339 amino acids. Gene Ontology annotation, molecular function: integrin binding; heparin binding.
CCUGAAGCUCACUGUCCGACUCCCUCAGCGCCCUGUGAGUCCUCCUCUGGCGCUCACCACAGCCUUCACACUGAAGAGAUGCUAUCACUUCUCUGCUGCUCUCUCGUGCUCAUCUUUGCUCAGCAGCCCACCAGUGAUGCUCAGAGGAACGGGCAACAGCCGGCUCCCAGAGGAGGACGGGAGCCGGCCGAAAGGCGGCAGUUCUGCCAGUGGCCUUGCAAGUGUGCUGAGAGGAAGUACUGUGCCCCGGGAGUGAGCUCCGUCCUUGACGGCUGCGGCUGCUGCAAAAGCUGUGCGCGGCAGAUAGGGGAGCGCUGCAAUGAGAGGGAUGUGUGUGACCCACACAAGGGCAUGUACUGUGACUUCUCAGCAGACAAGCCUAGAUAUGAGGUUGGAGUGUGUGCAUACAUGAUGGCGGUUGGCUGCGACCUGAAUGGGCUCCACUAUGAGAACGGGGAAACCUUCCAGCCCAGCCCCCUCUAUAAGUGCACAUGCAUCGCCGGAGCCAUCGGCUGCACGCCUGCUUUCAUCCAGAAGCCUGCUGGCCUGCUGGGCCCCGCGCCGCUGAUGGGCAACAGACCGGCCGGCCUCCGCAACGGCCCAAACCCCGGCAAACACCAGCAGGAGACCACAUACAUGACAGCUUGGAAGAAGAGCUGUCUGGUCCAGACGACCCCCUGGAGCCCCUGCUCCAACACCUGCGGACUGGGCAUCUCCGUCCGCGUCAACAACGACAACGCAAAAUGUGAGAUGAGGAAAGAUCGGCGCCUCUGUCUGCUGCGGCCUUGUGAAAAAAAUCUGCUGAAGAGCAUCAAGGUGCCAAAGGGGAAGACGUGCAGACCAAAGUUCCAGGCGAAGAAGGCAGAGAAACUGCGCCUGUCGGGCUGCACCAGCACCAAGAAGUUCAGACCCACGUACUGUGGUGUUUGCAAGGAUAAACGCUGCUGUGUCCCCAACAAGUCCCACAUGAUCAAAGUGAACUUCACCUGCAAAACGGGCUCCAGCGUUCAGUGGAAGAUGCAAUGGAUCUCGUCCUGCGUGUGCCAGAAGAAGUGCACGGAUCCAGGAGACAUGUUUUCUGACCUGCAGUUACUUUAAAAAGCCCCAGAGACGAUCAGCCCGAAGAAAUUCUACAAGAACGAAAACAAAAGAAAUAAAAAAUGUUUGAAAUCAGUCAUCAAAUGAAGGAAAAAAUGUUAUGUUGAAAGAUUUUAUGAGCUCUGUCUUUAAGACAGGUGUGUGCAAUAGGAGGGAGAGGCAGAUGUAAAGCUGGAACUCCAACAGGAGAUGAAUAAAACUCUGUGGCUUCAUGACUGAACCCAACUGCUUGUUGACCUGAUUUUCAGCUUCCCAGUUUCAACUUCUGAACUUCCUUUACUCUCAAUUUUACUUUCUAUUUAAUGUAAUAUGCAUCUAAAUCUCAGGCAGAAUUUAGUGAAUUUAGCAACAAAAUUUCCUUUUGGGAUAAAAAAAAAGAAGUUCUGAUUCUGAUUCCUCAAACCCAGGAAGAGGUUUAAACGCCUCAUUAAUCAGAUUCAUGAUAUAAAGUGAUAUUUGGAUUUUUUGAACAAUAAUGGUCCUGAUAACCCAUGACUCACUGAAACAAUGUUUCUGUUCUUUUCAGGUGAAACGGUCACAUGUAGAGGCAUUAAAAUGUCUCCAGGUGAUUUAUAAGCUGGCAGGUGGAGUUCAGAUGAGCAAUAUGAGCGACAUUAAACCUUUCAUCAGGCUCUUUAUUUAAGAAAUUAUAGUAAGAAUGUUUUGGGGCAUGUCAUGUAUAGAAAAUGUCUUGCAAUAUCUUGACAUUUGCAUUUGUAAGCUCAACCAAAUAAAUGUUUCAGAUGUCCUUAUAUGAGUGAAGGUUUUGUCAGCUGAUGUGCAUGAAAAAAAUGUAUUUAAAAAAAGAUUAAACUCCUUUUGAAGCAGCUCACAGUGCUUUGAACAUAAUCCUCACAAAGUAUUACAGCAACAGAAAAGAUGUGAAUCCCUGCAGCGUCGUUCAGAAAAAUCCCCACAUUAAACAUGGCAUCCAGAACAGGAGAAAACCAAACAGAGACAUCAUUACCCAGACCAAGUAAAAUUGUAGCUACUGCUUCAUAAUGGAUAUAACUGACAUGACCUGCAAUCGUUCAUCGAGAGAUUUUAGAAGACAUGAAAACCUGGUAACUUCUACUGAGGAAUGGGGAAGUAGCUGUGAAGCAUCAGGCUGGACUUGAGUUUCCACAGAGAUGAACGUUAUCAAAGGGGAACGUUUUAUCGCUUUGGAAUUUUGUAAUAAUACGUAGGCCUAACAUAUUUGCUUUCUCUUUAUACAGUAAAAACAAUAUACAAAACAAUUGGUUUUGCAUGAAUUUGAAAUAUAAAAUUUGGUAGAGAAAAAUACAUCU